This is a messenger RNA of Mus musculus (house mouse), 2401 nucleotides long. RefSeq names its product MAGE family member B4 (gene Mageb4). Gene Ontology annotation, cellular component: cytoplasm. The record is from RefSeq and is marked validated. The transcript has 3 exons. NCBI's taxonomy places the organism in Eukaryota, Metazoa, Chordata, Mammalia, Rodentia, Muridae. Bases 236 to 1906 code for a protein of 556 amino acids.
GAGGAGAAGGAGGAGGUGGAGGAGAAGCUGCUGCCGCCACUGCUGCUGUGUCCGCCUGCUCUGCUGAGGGGGAAUUUCGCUUAGCAAUCAAGGCUCGAGGACCCAUCUCCCUGGUAGAAGGAGAAAACCAACUGUGGUUGCCAACUUACGCCCACGCGGCUUGAGUCCCCCAAGGUCCCAAAAGUACUUGAUUUCCAGACCACACUCCUAUCUGCUGUCUCUUGCCACAGCCAUCAUGCCCAGGGGACAAAAGAGUAAGGCCCGUGCUCGUGAGAAGCGUCGCCUGGUCCAGGAUGAGGCCCAGGAGCUCCAGGAUGCUCAAGCCAAGGCAGGAGAGAAAGGAAAGUCCCCCUCCUGCUCUAAUCAGGAUUCUGGAGAUGCUGUUGCAAGCACCUCUACUGCUGGCUUCCCUCAAAAGUCUAAAUCUCAAGGUGAGGCACCCACCACCACUGCUAGGAAAGGUGGUGCCUGCAGAAGAUCUCGUAAAAGUACCAGAGGUCCAAGGGAGGAAAGUACCAGUUGCACUAGGGUCCCCCGCUUCAGUGAGAAUCCACAGAAUGAUCUUCUAACAAGGAAGACAGGAAUGCUGAUGCAGUACCUGCUCUGCAAGUACAAAAUGAAACAGCCAGCAUCUAAGGGAGAAAUGCUCAAAGUGAUCAACAGAAGGUUCAAGGAGCAGUUGCCUGAGAUCCUCAAGAAAGCCUCUGAGCGCAUUCAGCUAGUUUUUGGUCUUGAGGUGAAAGAAAUUAAGCCCAAUGGUGGCUACUACACCCUUGUUAGCAAGUUAGAUCCCAGUGUCGGUAAUGCUCUGACCACUAGCCUGCCAUUUCCCCAGAACGGGCUUUUGAUGCCUCUUCUGGGUGUGAUCUUCUUAAAUGGCAACCGUGCCUCUGAGGCAGAGAUCUGGGAAUUCCUUAAUGUCUUGGGAAUUUAUGAUGGGAAGGUGCACAUAAUCUUUGGGGAGCCCCGGAAGCUCAUCACCAGAGAUCUGGUUAAGGAAAAGUACCUGGUAUACCAAAAGGAGGCCAACAGUGAUCCCCCAUCCUUUGAGUUCCUUUGGGGUCCCCGAGCCUAUGCUGAAACUACCAAGAUGAAAAUCCUGGAGUUUUUAGCCGAGGUCAAUGAGACCGUUCCUCAGGCCUUCCCAACCCAUUAUGAGGAGGCUUUGAGAGAUCAGGAAGAGAGAGCCCAAGCCGAAGCUGUAGGCAGUCCUGGCACUAGUGCCAAAGAUAAGGCAGAGGCUAAAGUCACACUGGUUGACUCCUCUUGCAAAUAUCAGGCUGAGUCUAAAGUCACACUAGUGGACUCUUCUUGUAAAGAUCAGGCUGAGUCUAAAGUCACACUUGUUGACCCCUCUUGCAAAGAUAAUGCCAAGUCUAAGGUCACACUUGGCUCCUCUCGCAAAUACAAGGCCAAGUCUAAAGUCCCACUGGUUGACUCCUCUUGCAAAGAUCAGGCUGAGUCUAAAGUCACACUUGUGGACUCUUGCAAAGAUCAGGCUGAGUCUAAAGUCACACUAGUGGACUCUUCUUGUAAAGAUCAGGCUGAGUCUAAAGUCACACUAGUGGACUCUUCUUGUAAAGAUCAGGCUGAGUCUAAAGUCACACUUGUUGACCCCUCUUGCAAAGAUAAGGCCAAGUCUAAGGUCACACUUGGCUCCUCUCACAAAUACAAGGCCAAGUCUAAAGUCACACUGGUUGACUCCUCUUGCAAAGAUCAGGCUGAGUCUAAAGUCACACUAGUGGACUCUUCUUGUAAAGAUCAGGCUGAGUCUAAAGUCACACUUGUUGACCCCUCUUGCAAAGAUAAUGCCAAGUCUAAGGUCACACUUGGCUCCUCUCGCAAAUACAAGGCCAAGUCUAAAGUCCCACUGGUUGACUCCUCUGGAAAAGAUAAGGCAGUCUAAAGUCGUACCUGACUCCUCUUGCUCCUGCAGAGAUGAGAGGCAGAUAUGUCUUUAGGUUUAGAACAGGGUUUUUCACCUUAAAAGUAGUGAGAGGUUGAUAGUUCAUAAUACACAUCUUAUUGUGCUUUAGUUUAUACCUUAGUCUUUUUAAGUGUUUCUCUUUUCUUAGAAUCCUUAUAUAGGUUCAGGACUCACAGGUAUAAAUUACCUAUAUCAGUUAUUGCUGUAAGAUUUUAAGUAUAAGAAUUUUGGUAUUCUGUAUUACACUGUUAAAACCCUGGAAUCUUUAAGUUGAUGAGCAAGCACCCAUUACUUUGUAACGAAAGGAGCAUUUCUUUGAAACAUGUGAGAGAGUAAUUUGUUUCUUAAGAUAGACGAAAACAAAGAGAAAUGUGUAAACCGUCAUUUUCCCUUAUUCACUGUGUUUUUAUUUCACUUUUUGGUAAAGUUUGAAGACAUGUACUCAGUUGUUGUUAACUGAAUAAAAUUGCAAAC